CCGCCAUUAAAUAAAGAAGAAGAAAAAGAAGCAGUUGUUCCAGUUCUGCAGGGCUUUUCCAAACCGUCUCUGAUUAUACUCAAAGAUCCUUUAUACUGUUAUACUGUCGAGAACGACAGAAAUAGAAGAAUACUGGGAGCAAAGCGAUAAAGUAUGUGGACACACACUGAGUGAUCACUCUAAAUCGAGGAAACACAGAGGGACUGUGUCCACAGUGAGGGACAGUGAGACAGCAUAGACAGGAUGAGUGAAGCCUCUGGGGACCCGGGCACGCUCUGCCUCUUUGAUGUAGACGGCACGCUCACGGCCGCGAGACAGCGUGUGACUCCAUCCAUUGCGGAGUUCCUUCAGAAGCUCAGGACUAAGGUUCGAGUCGGAGUGGUAGGAGGGUCGGACCUUAGUAAGAUCAAAGAGCAGCUGGGAGAUGAUGUGAUCCAGAAAAUGGACUACGUUUUUGCUGAGAAUGGUCUUGUGGCCUAUAAAAAUGGACAGUUACUCUCUGUCCAGUCCAUCCAGGCCCACAUGGGUGAAGAGCUACUCCAAGAUUUCAUUAACUUCUGUCUCAACUACAUGGCCAAGAUCAAACUGCCCAAGAAAAGGGGGACAUUCAUUGAAUUCCGUAACGGCAUGUUGAACAUCUCCCCUAUUGGACGCAGCUGUACACAGGAAGAAAGGAAGGAGUUCUAUGAGCUAGAUCAGAAAGAGAAAAUCAGAGAGAAGUUUGUGUCCAUAUUAAAGGAAGAGUUCAAAGGAAAGGGAUUGUCAUUUUCAAUUGGAGGGCAAAUUAGUAUUGAUGUGUUUCCUGAUGGUUGGGAUAAGAGAUUCUGUCUGGGGUUUGCUGAGAAGGACAACUACUCAACCAUUCACUUCUUUGGAGACAAGACCAAACCUGGAGGAAACGACUAUGAGAUCUACUGUGACCCACGGACCACGGGCCAUGAAGUCUCCUGUCCAGAGGAAACGCAACAACUUUGUCAGCAGCUUUUCUUCUCAUGAGAGAGAAACAGCAACUGUUACUGUAUGCUGACAUUGUUUUUACAAAACAGACAAGAGGGACUUAUAGUAGGGGUCUUAUUUAUCGGUUUAAAACAUAUCUAGAGAUUGAACUACAAAAAAAAUUAAUUUAUGCGGAAAGAGCCAGCGUCAUAGUGUUGUUGACAUUACCAAAGGGUAAUGUCAAGGGUGGAGAGGGAACACUUACUGACUAAUAAUAGAAGAGGGAUUUCUGGGUAUUUUGGUUGCGUUUUGAAUGAGAGAUGAAAUGGCUUUGAAUGUGAUUUAAUGUUUUUUAAUGGUCAUUUUGAUUCUGGCUGUAUUAUCAACAUUAUCUCAUGGUAAACCUUAAACUAAAACAAUUGCCAAUUAAAUGUGUCCAUUUGCAGUUUCAAACGUUGUGGCUGUAGCAAUGACGUCUUCCUUUUUGCAUUUUAUGUUGAAGUCUUUUAUUGGGUUCUUUGCUCAGCCAUGUUUAGUAUCAUUCUAUCUAAACAAACUGUAACCAUAACCACAUCCCUUGCUGUGUGCUAUACGAUUUUUCUCCUAGAUGUUAUAAAACAAGAAGUCAUGGUCAUCAGUAGACAUUAGGAACAUUAGUGUAUCUAUUUUUUGUGGCCCCUAUGGUACCUCAUAAAAUCUUUUGGAGAAUGUAUCUGAAAAAUAUAGCUUUGUACGAUUGUGUGACGUUCCCAAUACAUGACACUUGAACUUGAAUGUAGUAUCAACUUACAAAACACAAAAUUCUGCUGUAAAAGAUGUGAUCUGUGGGAAAUAAUAAAGCAUAUAAAGUAAAAAAGAAAAAUCUAAAAUGUAUAAUAUGAGGAUUAGUUAGUUAGAUUAGAAAGUGUUAUUUUGAAUUUUUUUUUGUACAUUACACAUACAUUACUGAACACAGUCACAUCAAUUUGUGAGUAUUAAAUUGAAAAAAAGAAGAAAAUAAAGGAAACCGGGCCUGUGAGGAAAGGUGUGGAUAGCCACAAAAAUAAAAUGUAUACAUUUCAAGUAACUCCUUUAUCCACUAAUGAGUCCAAGCUGUAAGCCAAUGUCCUUAUGUUUUGUUUAAAGAACGUCCACUUCUGCCAUCUUUUGGCAUACAAAUUUCUCCUCAAACCUAGCACAGAAGUCAACCUUUCUAUUGUCCUUAUUUCUUGUAUCAAACCAUUGUUGCCAUUUGAGUUCCACACAUUCAUACAUCUGAUGGAAUUUCCAUUUUUAAUUCCUUUUCCCACCUUGAUUUCAGAUAUAAUGUUGAGUUGCCCCUACAUUCCAUAAUACUUUCAUAAAACAGAAAUUACUUUAAUGUAUUUACUAUUUGACCUAUAAGCAUUCAUCAUAUCUUUUAUAACUGGAUAGAAUUCUUGCGAGUUCUCCAUUUUCAAUUCUUUGUUGUAGUAAUCUCUAAAUUGUAUGUACCUAAAUAAAUCCCGAUUGUGAAGGGAACAUUGUUCUUUUAAUGUUUGGAAAGUCUGUAAUUCCUUGUCUAUUAUUGUACACACUGCCUUAAGUUCCUUUUACUGCCCAUUGCUUGAAUAUGGCAUCAUUUCCUGGCUUUAACUGGGUGGUAAAGGCUAUCCAUCUAAGUACUUUCUGGUCUUUCCUUAGUUUGAGCUGCCUGACAAAGUUAAACCAGAACUCUAGUGCACCAGAAGUUAUAGAGUCUACUUUACAUCUCUUUAAUAAAUUGGGGAAUCUCUGUA
This is a messenger RNA of Perca fluviatilis (European perch), 2693 nucleotides long. It is a transcript of the gene pmm2, whose product is annotated as phosphomannomutase 2. Bases 244 to 996 code for a protein of 250 amino acids. Gene Ontology annotation, molecular function: phosphomannomutase activity. Gene Ontology annotation, cellular component: cytosol. Gene Ontology annotation, biological process: GDP-mannose biosynthetic process; mannose metabolic process; protein N-linked glycosylation. The transcript is spliced from 8 exons. The record is from RefSeq and is a predicted model, not a curated record. Lineage: Eukaryota; Metazoa; Chordata; Actinopteri; Perciformes; Percidae.